GUAGACCCGCUCCUAUAAAGUUGGCUUUGAGCUGAGGCGUCUUCAUUCAUGAGCACGCUGAGAGGUGGAUCCUGCGCUGCCGUUUGAUUUCACUGACACACUCACUAUUACAUUGGACAAUGCUGCGAGUAAGAUGCCUGAGAGGAGGUAGCAGGGGGGCCGAGGCUGCCCAUCUGAUCGGAGCAAUGCUUGGCCGGGCAGUGACUGGGUGGGUACAGAGGGCCCUCCAAAGCACUUCAAGUGCAGCAGCUGCACAGGCACAGCAUGCAGUUGAAGAGGAACAUGUUACUGAGCCUGUUCAUCAGGAAUGUCCAGUCUGCAGCUACAAUGAAUGGGACCCUCUGGAGGAGGUGAUUGUGGGGCGAGCUGAAAAUGCCCAUGUGCCUCCCUUCACCGUGGAAGUGAAAGCUAAUACAUAUGAGAAGUACUGGCCCUUCUACCAGGAGUAUGGAGGCCAGCGUUUUCCUGCGGACCACUUGAAAAAAGCUGUUGCUGAGAUUGAAGAAAUGUGCAAUAUUCUGCGUCAUGAGGGCGUCAUUGUGAAGAGGCCAGAACCCAUCGACUGGUCUGUGGAAUACAAAACACCAGACUUCACAUCAUCAGGAAUGUAUGCGGCCAUGCCCAGAGACAUCCUUUUAGUUGUGGGAAAUGAGAUCAUUGAGGCCCCUAUGGCGUGGAGGGCUCGUUUCUUUGAGUAUCGAGCCUACAGACCUUUAAUCAAGGAGUACUUCAGAAAAGGUGCAAAGUGGACCACUGCUCCUAAACCAACCAUGGCUGACGAGCUGUAUGAUCAGGACUACCCCAUCCGGACAGUGGAAGACAGACACAAAUUAGCUGCUAUUGGGAAGUUUGUGACCACGGAGCACGAGCCCUGCUUCGAUGCUGCUGAUUUUAUUCGAGCUGGGACGGACCUCUUUGUACAGAGGAGCCAGGUUACAAACUAUAUGGGAAUCGAGUGGAUGCGUCGUCAUCUGGCCCCAGCCUACAAGAUCCACAUAAUCUCAUUCAAGGAUCCUAACCCCAUGCACAUUGAUGCCACUUUUAACAUCAUUGGGCCAGGACUGGUGCUGUCAAACCCUGAUCGCCCAUGUCGCCAGAUCGACAUGUUCAAGAAGGCUGGCUGGACUGUUGUAAAACCACCAAUGCCUUUGAUUCCUGAUGACCACCCACUGUGGAUGUCCUCCAAAUGGCUGUCCAUGAAUGUCCUGAUGUUGGAUGAGAAACGUGUCAUGGUAGAUGCCAAUGAAACCACCAUUCAGAAAAUGUUUGAGAACCUCGGUAUCAAGACCAUAAAGGUGAACAUUCGUCAUGCCAACUCCUUGGGUGGUGGCUUCCACUGCUGGACAACCGAUGUCCGCCGCCGUGGUACCCUACAGUCCUACUUCCACUAGCCUUGCCAGAAACAGGCAGUUUUUAUUGAGCUUUGAAUAUAAAGGCUCAUUCCGGAAUCACUAUGGGAAUCCAUUUUUAUUAUCAGUCAAUCAAUAUUUUGUCCACCAGUUAACAUGUGGUGGAUCUAUAAAUGUGUAUUUAAAUUGGUGUAAAAGUCUUAAUGCUUCAAACUGGCAGAAACAAAUAAUAAUUUGAUAAAGACAGGAGGCACCGAAGCCCUUUCCGGAUUGUGUCUUUAUAUUUAUAUACUAAAUGAAUAUUUAUGGAUUGUUUUGAUUUGACAUUGCUGCACGUCACAGUGCCUUUGCAAACAGCUUUGUUCAGAGAUAAAUAGAAUGUACUGUAUAUGCUAAAUAGCAACAAAUGAACAUCACCUCAAUCAGUAAUCUCAAUAAUAACUGCAUUUCUGGCCUGGCUAUUGUGAAGUUGAAGCGUUAAUGGCCUUUACAUCUAGAGCCAAAGCUCCGAGGACAAGGUACAAUUUGGUAUGCCAAUGUCAUCAAACUAGGGCACAGGAGGAGGGAAGCCUUCUCACGAAACCUCAAGACCGUGAUUCUACCUUUUUUUCACAAUAAAGUAAUGUUUUAUUUAAAUAAAUGUAUAAAACUUUUAUGUAGGUCAUUGAACAAGUUUAUUAUUUUGUAAAGUUUUCCGUUUAUUGAAAGGAGAAAAAAAAAGUUCUGUUUAUACUUUCCAACCUCUUUAUUGGAUUUUCCCAACAAUUCCCAGAUGUAUGUGAUCCAUAUCAGAUUUUGUAAACCUUUUUCCUCUGCUGUUUUCUCCUAUUGCAAAUCUGGGCCAGUUAUAUGCUACUAGCCAUUCUCACUAAACUGCUUAGCUGCUUACGUGUGGAAAGCAAAAAUGUCUUAAGGAUUGAAGGCCUUUUCUUGUGAAGAUUUCUGUUUUUUGAUUCCUUUGCCAGUUUUAGGGAUAUAUACCAUUAGCCUGUCUUGAAAUUUAUUGUGAAACAAUAAAUUAAAGGGCUCAGCAGAGGAAU
Messenger RNA from Archocentrus centrarchus (flier cichlid), 2389 nucleotides. RefSeq names its product glycine amidinotransferase (L-arginine:glycine amidinotransferase) (gene gatm). Gene Ontology annotation, biological process: creatine biosynthetic process. Lineage: Eukaryota; Metazoa; Chordata; Actinopteri; Cichliformes; Cichlidae. The transcript is spliced from 9 exons. Gene Ontology annotation, molecular function: glycine amidinotransferase activity. The record is from RefSeq and is a predicted model, not a curated record. Gene Ontology annotation, cellular component: mitochondrial intermembrane space. Bases 120 to 1391 code for a protein of 423 amino acids.